Alternaria rosae is the source of this 1700-nucleotide messenger RNA. RefSeq lists its product as uncharacterized. The record is from RefSeq and is a predicted model, not a curated record. NCBI's taxonomy places the organism in Eukaryota, Fungi, Ascomycota, Dothideomycetes, Pleosporales, Pleosporaceae. Gene Ontology annotation, cellular component: cytoplasm. The transcript has 3 exons. The coding region runs from base 203 to 1378 and encodes 391 amino acids.
CUGCGAACCGAUGAUGUACGCGUCCCCGGUACCUGCCAAGUCAGGCCUUUAUGUACUUCGCUCUCCCUCUCGUCACCUGUUCAUUCCUCUCGUAUCCAUUUAGCACCUGACAUUCGUCUGACCACUAAUCUCCAACACUACAACUACUCCAAUCUUCCUGAGUUCGCCAACUAUCAAACACUAGCAACACAAACCAAUCAUCAUGGCAAUGGAGAGUGCCCAUCAUGCGUUGAUUGAUCCUCUGAUCGAACCAGACCCAAGCGACGAGACUGGACUCAACAGCCACUUCCGUUCCACAUAUGCUCCCGCAGCACCCAUCACACCACCCGGAUCCGCUGGAGAGACCAAAGGCCACCCAACCGUCAGUGUCCACAAUACCGGUAGUUCCGUCGAGACCAACCCAUUCCGCCGUUCCAGGGCUUCAUCCGAGUCAAAGGGCGCUUCGGCUUCAGUAUCGCAGGUUGGACAAACUACACCGCAGAGUAGGAGGUAUGAUUACCCAUCCCCUCCCGCCUCUGCAAGCCCCAGACGUGCCCACUUCUCCGACAACCACCGCGCGGAAAUCUUCGGACCCAUGAACGGAAGCCGGCCUCGACGAUCCAGCGACAAUGCCCCUACAUCCAUGAAGAAGAGCGGAGUUACGCGCGACCGCUCUGGCUCAUUGAGAGAGCGCUAUCCUGGUGACAAGUCACACAGGCCUCUUGACCAAUUGCGUCAUGAUGAGAAAGUUGCUCACCGUGCUCCUCAUCUUAGGAAAAAGAACUUCCAAGGCGCCGACGUCAUCGAUCGUCUCGAUAAGACACCCUUCGGUCGGUACCACCACGAGGGCCCGUAUGACGCUGCCAGUCUCGCUCGCAACCGCGUCGAAAAAUACAGUCCCCUCGCGGCGGUCAAGGAUUCAAACGAGGAGGCUCUGAAGGCUACUCCACGGGAGAACAUCGUCGACUCUGUACAGAGGCACCGUCCUUUGGAGGGUGUCGCUAUCGUACCACCUGGCAUGGCAGAUCGUUUCGGAAGGGUUCUCAAUUAUGAAGAGGGAGCUGACCUGAUGCGAGAGCCUGGAGCUGAUUACCGUCGCUGGCCUGGUGUUGAAUACCACCCAGACGAUCUCAAGGGCAAGGGCGAACCCUCCUACUCCAUUGACAAGGCCCUGAAGGACCACAAGCGCUUCGGCGACAGCGGUACGGAGAUGACCACCCGCAGCUCUCGCACUCGCAGCGUUGGCCAUGCCGAAGCACCCGGCAUCGUGCCCUCCGUCGCCACCGACGCCGAAGCCUCUGGCAUCGGCCGCAGCAACACCACUGGCAGGAGUGUUGGCGGCGCAAUCAAGAGGCGCCUCGGUAGCAUCCGUCGUCGCAAGCAAGAAGCCGAGAUCUAGGGGAUCCCGCUCUUUCCACGCUCCAAGCGCUUCUCUGAAGUUCCACACACACACGCAACGGCUUGAUACCCAUUCCGUUUUGAGCGACUUUCCGAAAUUGUACAAAUACGCAUCGCAUACUGACGCAUAUUGAGCGUCCUUGUUUUCCUUUCACUUGUGGCUCGACAAUAUUAGCGCAUAGAUGACGUACAUUCAUGGUAUAUCAUAGUUUGCACCGCAUAUGGGGGCUUGAUAGGAGCCGUGUACGAUAUACGAGUAGUUUUUAGUAGGUUACGAAUAAUGACACAUAACUUGUCUAAGCUUGCGCCAAAUGUUCAAAGUG